This is a messenger RNA of Penaeus chinensis, 851 nucleotides long. RefSeq lists its product as uncharacterized. The transcript has a single exon. The coding region runs from base 80 to 784 and encodes 234 amino acids. Lineage: Eukaryota; Metazoa; Arthropoda; Malacostraca; Decapoda; Penaeidae. Gene Ontology annotation, molecular function: protein dimerization activity. The record is from RefSeq and is a predicted model, not a curated record.
UCUAUUAUUUCAUAGACAGACCCCCACUAUCCAUUUGGCAUUCAAGGAGAUAAGGGAUUUAUAUCAACAAAUUUUAUUAAUGUUCUGUAAACCUGAUUUGAUAAAAAGAGUUCCCUUAGAAAAUAUUGAUCCAAGGGACGAACACUUUCACGUGCCAACGUGCCAAGUUUGGUUGGGGUCUGCCGUUAAUGGGGAAUUUCAGUCUCCAGCACUGAAUUCAAAAUUGUAUGUAAUCUUGGACGUAAAAGAAAGGUGCAAGAAAUUUUCAAUAACUCUCUCUUUAGAAAUAACGAAAAAAUUUCAUCUUAAUGACAAGCUGUGGAAACUAACAGCUGCCCUGAACCCUCCCAGUGCCUUAGAUUGCAAUCUAAGAGUGUCAAUGCCGUCAUUGGAUGAACUCGUGCAGUUACUACCAAGAUUAUAUGAAGGCAACAUUAGUACAUUGGCCGAUGAGUGGCGAUGCUUGCCAUGGCAUGAAUUCAAAAAUGAUAUGAGCAAUUGUGAAGCAAUGGAGUUUUAUAAGAAAAUUGCAAAAGAGGUCAAUCAAGAACAGAAUAAAAAAUUCACAGUAUUGCCACAGUUUGCUUUACAAGUCUUGUCGCUCCCAACCUCUAAUGCUGACACAGAGAGAAUAUUUUCUAAAUUAUCAUUAAUAAAGACAAAAGUAAGAAAUUCACUGCAACUUCCCUCAUUAAAGGCCUUAAUAAUUAUAUCCGAAUUUUGUAGAAAAAGUGGCGGGAUUAAGAAAUUAAUGCCUACGCCUCCUAUGUACAAUCGUGUAUGAGUUUCCAUUUUGUUGUUGUUGUUUGUGUUGAUUAAUUAUUUUUUCAUAUAUUCAUUGUUAUAUCUUU